UUUUUCCAAAUAUUAAAAAAAAACGCCGGCUGCAACUGCAAUCGGCGACGGUGAACCAUAGAGCAGCCGGCAGCGUCGCCGUCGCGCCGCUCCCGCACUGCUCCCCUGCCCCGGCCGCCGCCGCCGUCGUCGUCCGCCCGCUCACCGCUGAUCGAUGACCGCCCGCUCUGGCGCUCGGCCUUCGCCCCGUUUCUGCCCUCGCCCCUCAGCCGCCUCGGCGCCUGUCCGAGACCGACGUCCUCUCUCCAUCCAGUCAGUUGACCAGCUCGACUGCUCUAGCUCGUGCUCUCCGUCGCGGAUUUGAUUUCUUCCUUUCAGCCCAACCCAGCCCAAAGCCGCCAGAUCGCGGCACUCCGUCCAACCCUCGGCGCCACCGAUCCCCUUCUCCACCCCCUCUCCUCCUCGUCGUCGGUGAAGAUGAUUCCCCAGAGCCAGAGCAGCUCCCUGCAGCGCCUUCAACACGUCGAGAAGCGGAUAGUGCGGGUGCUGGAGCUUGCGGGAGCGGUGAUGGAGGAGCUGGGAUACUCUCAGGGCCCUCGCACCGAUGCAGUCGGCGCGCACUGCCGCGAGUUCAUGAUGGCUAUGAAGGAAAUUCAAACGACACUGCGUGAGGAAAUCAAAAGUGCUUGCGAAUACCGUCCAUUUGAAAAGUGUGAUUACAGCGCAAGGAUUGCUAAUGAGAUAUGUUGCAAGAAGCUGGAGUAUGUACUCGAGAAGUUGGAUACAAUGCAACAAAACCUUGAACAGAGCACUGAUAAUGUUUAGCGAGCUGGCUACAUAUUAGUAAGUGUACCCCCUUUUUUUUGCAAUAAAGUGUAAACUCUUAGCAAAUAAGGACUACUGUAUAAUGAAAGAAUCCGUUUAAUCAAGUGAUGUUCUCAAUACUCUGCCUGCAGUGGUAGAGUUGGUGAAUUAGCUCUUUUCAGUUCCUGGUACAUGCAAAAUGCAACCAGUAUACACUACAUGACUUCCGUUGCAUUAUACGUUACAUGUCUACAGGGACUUUUAUUUUGAUUUGUGAAUUUGCUUGCAGAAGUUCUUUCAAUUUGUAUCUUGAUGUUAGCCUUCAUCUUCUCAUCCUCGAUGUGUGAUUCUGUUGUUUGUGAGGGUAAUGUUUAACCAGACAUUUGUAUGCAAAUACUAUGCUGAUAUCAUCUGGUAUGUGCUUUUGUAAUAUGUUUAUUUGGUUUGGUGAUGUCUGGGUUAGGUAUCUUCCUGUGUGCUUCCAUAUGUCCACAAGGGGGUAGUCCUCUUUUUUUUGCCCCAUCGUCCAUAUGUCCUGUAUACUUCCAUAUGUCCUGUUUGAAUACAAAGCUAAUCACUAGCCAGCUAAUUAUAUGUAGCCCAUCCAAACAGGGAGCUAAUAAGUGGGCUAAUUUUUAUCCCAAUCCCCAACCAGUCACUGGCCAACUAGCUGAGGAACCCCAUCUAGUUUGGGCUAAAAGCGUGUACCAACCGCUCAAACACCAAAAAUCCCCUGAUUCUAUAAUAAUCUCUUCUGGUACUCAUCCUUGACAGGUUGUCUGCCUAUCUUCUAAAUGAGGAACUGGUUUCCUGAGUUAAAUUACUCAUACUCUGCUGAUUACUUUCAGGUUGGGAAUACAACAGAUAUCUGAUCGAUCAGUAUGCAGAAGGAAUGUAGAAGCAUUCUAUCAACUCAUGAUUGGAGGAACUCUGGGAUUGUAACUUGUGAUUCCAUGUUCUGUGGCAGAGUUAUUAGUUUUGGCUGCCUGCUGAUGUCCAGUAGCAUAGCAAUGGGUCCUUGGGCUUGAAGUCGUGGGAUUUUGAGGCACUAUUUUUACCGACGAGAAUUUCCUCUUCUGUAUUUUAUCGACUUGCUUCAUCCUUAAAACAUGCCUUUGGUACAUUGUUAACCCAUUUCUUC
Molecule: messenger RNA, 1885 nt
Organism: Zea mays
Lineage: Eukaryota; Viridiplantae; Streptophyta; Magnoliopsida; Poales; Poaceae
Exons: 3
Coding region: 418-765 (115 amino acids)
Biological process (GO): regulation of transcription by RNA polymerase II
Cellular component (GO): mediator complex
Molecular function (GO): transcription coregulator activity
Source: RefSeq, marked provisional